GAAAGAAUUAGUCCUACUUUCACAUGGAAGGACUCAUAAAGCUUCAGAAAGAAGCCCUCAUGCUGGGCAGUUAAAGGCUCUGAACAGCAAUGAGCUGUAGUGACGUGUCCAAUCCUGAAUAUCUGAAGGAGAACAGAAUGCAGUCCCUCAACCAUUUUGACCAGGUUAGCCUUCCCUAUCAGUCUACGCCUGGUGGGACACCGGAAGAAAACAUGGCGUCUCAGCAGCAUCCCCGCCUGCUUGAGGCAUUGCAGCAGUUAGCAGAUUUGGACUUCCCGCUGGACAAGCUGUGGGAGAGGCUGAUGGCUGGCCUCCCUCUGAAGCAGAAAGUGGAGGAGCUUGAAACUCAGCAGAAGACCUUGGAGAACAUUGUGUCGGUUCUGAGUCGGGAGCUGGGCAGAAGAGAUGCGGCCCCUGCAGAUACCCUUGGGGAGGCCAUGGCCAGGAUUCUCUAUCUUGAAGAAAAGGUAGAACAUCAAGACUCGCUCUUGGCCAUGAAAGAUGUCAUGAUCAGUAACUUAGUGGCUCGGAUCCAUACCCUGGAACAAACGACAUAUGACGGAUGCUUCCUCUGGAAGAUCUCAGACGUGGGGCUCAGAACUCAGGAGGCACUAACGAAUAAAAGGCCUGCUCUUUACUCCCCCUGUUUUUACACCAGCCGCUACGGAUACAAACUCCGUCUCAAACUCUUCUUGAAUGGAGAUGGGAUAGGCACCAGGACCCACCUCUCUCUUUUCCUGGUUGUGAUGAAAGGGGAAUAUGACUUCCAGCUCAAGUGGCCUUUCCAGCAUAAGGUCACCUUCACCCUUCUGGACCAAGUCAACAAACAUCACGUUUCCACCUCCUUCCGUCCCUUGCAGACGUCCUCCUCCUUCCAGCGCCCCAUGAGUGAAAACAACGUGGCCAGUGGUCUUCCGGAGUUUUUCCCGUUGAACUUACUCCAUGCUUCAGGGGCCACCUAUAUCUGUAAUAAUACUUUAGCAUUUCAAGCUGUGAUAGACACAAAGGCUUAGACUUUGGAGGAAUGCUCACCCCACUCAACUGGAGAGUGUACUACCCAACAACUGUUACUCUGACAUGUUACUAGAGAGAUCAAGCUGUCUACCUAAAAGCUGUAUUCUUGAACAUCUUUUCUCAGAAUAAGCACAACUGAAGAAGGGAAACUUCAAGCUUUUCCAAGAUGGUGACCUUGCAGCGACUUGUUAGAUACCAGAUUUCUUUUUUUUUAUUUCAAAAUAUAUUAAGUUUGUAUAAACUUUCUAACUUAUUGAAAUUGUCAUGUACAGGCA
Molecule: messenger RNA, 1289 nt
Organism: Eublepharis macularius
Lineage: Eukaryota; Metazoa; Chordata; Lepidosauria; Squamata; Eublepharidae
Product: TNF receptor-associated factor 1-like
Exons: 6
Coding region: 90-1013 (307 amino acids)
Biological process (GO): regulation of apoptotic process; positive regulation of canonical NF-kappaB signal transduction; tumor necrosis factor-mediated signaling pathway
Cellular component (GO): cytoplasmic side of plasma membrane; plasma membrane signaling receptor complex
Molecular function (GO): tumor necrosis factor receptor binding; zinc ion binding; ubiquitin-protein transferase activity
Source: RefSeq, a predicted model, not a curated record